Messenger RNA from Brassicogethes aeneus, 1845 nucleotides. Lineage: Eukaryota; Metazoa; Arthropoda; Insecta; Coleoptera; Nitidulidae. The record is from the annotation of a GenBank genome assembly.
UAGAAAUGUAUGUGACAUCCACAUCUUAGUUGUUUUUCCUUCUUUUAAUUAAAAUGAGUAAAGUAUGGGGUGAUCUUGGUGUUAAAUUGCACAAGGAAAUUCAAGAUGGCAUUAAAUCUUUUAAUUUUCCCGCAAUGACACCUGUCCAAGCUGCGACAAUUCCUCAGCUCAUUAAUAAAAAGGAUGUUGCUGCCGAAGCUGUUACAGGUUCUGGUAAAACAUUAGCCUUUUUGAUACCCUUGCUGGAUAUACUAAAGAAACGUGAACAAAAAUUGAAAAAGUACGAAGUUGGGGCAGUUGUUAUCUCCCCGACAAGGGAGUUGGCUUUACAAACCAAACAAGUGUUGAGUCAGCUGUUAAAAUAUGUUUCCGAUAUAAAUCACAUAUUGUUUGUAGGUGGAAAUAGUGUAGAGGAAGACAUAAAAAACUUUAAGGUUAAUGGCGGUAAUAUUGUGAUUUGUACCCCAGGAAGACUGGAGGACUUGUUGACUAGGAAAAACGAUUUAAAUUUGACAAACUCAGUGAAAAGUCUGGAAAUAUUGAUAUUGGAUGAGGCUGACAGACUACUGGAUUUAGGCUUCCAAAAAUGUCUCGACACCAUAUUAAGUUACCUACCGAGACAACGCAGGACCGGACUUUUUUCUGCCACGCAGACUAAAGCGGUUGAAGAUUUGAUCCGCGCAGGUUUAAGAAAUCCAGUCAUAGUCAGCGUCAGUGCCAAAGCAACGCAGAGUACCCCUCUGCUACUGGAAAAUUAUUAUAUAGCGACUAAAAAUAACGGUAAAUUAGGCACCUUGAUAUCUUUUAUUCAGGCAAAAGAUGUUCAAAAAGCGAUGCUAUUUUUACCUACAUGCGCGUGCGUCGACUAUUGGUCGACAGUGUUUCCGCAAUUAUUACCUAAAGAAUUAAAUCUACCCGUCAUAGCAAUCCAUGGUAAAAUGAAGGAAAAGAGGAAAAAAAUUUUGGAGAGUUUUAGGAAAUCAGAUAAGGCCCUCUUGAUAUGCACCGACGUAAUGGCGCGGGGUAUCGAUAUACCUGAAGUGGACUGGGUUUUGCAGUGGGAUCCCCCAGCCAGUGCCAGUGCUUUUGUGCACAGAGUCGGUCGUACUGCCAGACAAGGACACGAAGGGUCCAGUCUUAUACUGCUUUUAGAAAACGAAGACGCGUAUGUUCCUUUCAUAGAAACAAAUCAGAGGGUUAGGCUUAUCCAGGUGGAAGAUACCGCCACAAUUGAUGAAAUUAACAGCUAUACGGACAAAUUAAGGUUCAUUCAGAAGAGGGACAGGGCUGUUAUGGAAAAAGCCACAAAAGCAUACGUUUCGCAUGUAAGGGCGUAUUCAAAACACGAGUGCAACAUAUUAUUAAAAGUCAAGGACUUGCCUUUAGGUGCUAUGGCAGCCACCUACGGCCUCUUACAGUUACCGAAAAUGCCCGAACUAAAAAACCGCGAUCUCUCCGAUUUUCCCGCACUAACAGACUUUGACGUAACCAGAGUGCCUUACAAGGAUAAAUUGAGGGAGACUAUUAGGAAACAAAAACUGGAGGAGUACAAAGUCACGGGUGCAUGGCCGGGACAUAAGGCGAAAUUUAUUAAAAAACCCACCGAACCGUGGUCGAAAACGAAACAAACGAAGGAAGAGAGGAAGGAAAAAAGGAAGAAAAGGAAGGCUUUAAAAAAAGCCAAACUGGCUAGUAAUGAGGCACCUAAAAGUAAAAAACGAAAGGGUAUCAGUGAUGAGGAUUUGGAGGAAUUAAAGAAAGAUGUGGCUUUGCUCAAAAAAUUUAAAAAGAAAAAAAUAUCAGAAGAGGAGUUUGAAAAGCAGAUGGGAUUAACAUAAAUGUUUU